ACUCCUUACUCCUUACUCCUCACAUGAACUCAUUUUCAUUCAUUCAUCAAAUUAAACCCAUUAGUCCAAAACAAUUCCAAUAUGCCAAAGAACCUUAGAAAAUCCCUUCAACGUUACUUUCGCAAAAUCAAAACUCAACAUUCACAUCAACUCAGAUUACCCUCCAAGAAAUGGAUUAGUAUCAAAAGUUGCAAACAACCUAGAACUCCGUCUUUCUCGGUCGAAAACAAAAACAACAAGGACGAUGAGGCCACCCUAGCUGAUAUCGACCAAUUUCUCUUUGAAAAUUUCAAAUCGUUGUUUCUCGAUGAUCAAGAAGAUGCUCAUUCUAACAAAACUACUAAAGAUGUCGUCACAUCAGGAGAAGAUGAAGAUAAAGAUGGAGAAAAAGCUGGCGAAAAUAAAUCUUCAAAUUUAGGGCGAAUCUUUUUUGAUUCAUCCGAGGGAGGAUCACCUUUGGAUCUAAAUGGAUCCAACAGAUUCUUUACACCACGAGCCUUCUCGGGUUCCACAACAACAUCAACAACAAACACAUUUGAAGAAAUGGGAUCAUCCUCAAACUCGUCAACUUCGAAAACCUUCAAAAUUGAUUCGUCGUCAAAGGAAAUAAAGAUUCCUAAUAAUUGUGUUGUUGUGUUGGCGAGUUCGACAAAUCCUUAUGAUGAUUUCCGCAAAUCUAUGCAAGAAAAUGUGGAAGCAAGGAUUAUGAAGAAUCAAAAUGUGGAUUGGGAUUUCAUGGAAGAACUUUUGUUUUCUUAUAUAAACAUGAAUGAGAAGAAAUCAUGUAAGUUUAUAUUAAGUGCUUUUUGUGACAUGAUUAGUGUCAUGAGGCAGAGUUCAGAUACAGAACCGGAGACGGAGAUGGAUCCAGAGAAGCCACGAAGUGUUCGGACUAUUAGAAAGGGGAGGGAUGUAAGGAAGAAGAAGAAUAAAGAACUAUCAUUAUAGUUUGAAGUUUCAAGAUGAGUUAAUUUUCAAUGUUAGAUCAAUUGUAAAAGAUGUAUAAUCAAGAUGGAUUUCAUAGCAAAAGAUGUGAUAUGAUUUUCUGUAUGAUCAAUUUUCAAUGUUAGAGUUAAUAAAUAAA
This is a messenger RNA of Lathyrus oleraceus (garden pea), 1084 nucleotides long. RefSeq names its product transcription repressor OFP14. The coding region runs from base 82 to 948 and encodes 288 amino acids. Lineage: Eukaryota; Viridiplantae; Streptophyta; Magnoliopsida; Fabales; Fabaceae. The record is from RefSeq and is a predicted model, not a curated record. Gene Ontology annotation, biological process: negative regulation of DNA-templated transcription. The transcript has a single exon.